UCGGGGCCGGGCCGGAAGGGAGACCUCACCGCCUACUUCCCUCCGCCACGGCAGCACAAGCUCAGCGAUGGCGGCUCCAGCAGGCAGCGGUCUAGGCGAGGACGCCCGGCGGGACCAGGAGACAGCCCAGUGGCUGCGCUGGGACAAGAAUUCCUUAACUUUGGAGGCAGUGAAACGACUAAUAGCAGAAGGUAAUAAAGAAGAACUACGAAAAUGUUUUGGGGCCCGAAUGGAGUUUGGGACAGCUGGCCUUCGAGCUGCUAUGGGACCUGGAAUUUCUCGUAUGAAUGACUUGACCAUCAUCCAGACUACACAGGGAUUUUGCAGAUACCUGGAAAAACAGUUCAGUGACUUAAAGCAGAAAGGCAUCGUGAUCAGCUUUGACGCCCGAGCUCAUCCAUCCAGUGGGGGUAGCAGCAGAAGGUUUGCCCGACUUGCUGCAACCACUUUUAUCAGUCAGGGGAUUCCUGUGUACCUCUUUUCUGAUAUAACGCCAACCCCCUUUGUGCCCUUCACAGUAUCGCGUUUGAAACUUUGUGCUGGAAUCAUGAUAACUGCAUCUCACAAUCCAAAGCAGGAUAAUGGUUAUAAGGUCUAUUGGGAUAAUGGAGCUCAGAUCAUUUCUCCUCAUGAUAAAGGGAUUUCUCAAGCUAUUGAAGAAAAUCUAGAACCGUGGCCUCAAGCUUGGGACGAUUCUUUAAUUGAUAGCAGUCCACUUCUUCACAAUCCGAGUGCUUCCAUCAAUAAUGACUACUUCGAAGACCUUAAAAAGUACUGUUUCCACAGGAGCGUGAACAGGGAGACGAAGGUGAAGUUUGUGCACACCUCUGUCCAUGGGGUGGGUCAUAACUUUGUGCAGUCGGCUUUCAAGGCUUUUGACCUUGUUCCUCCUGAGGCUGUUCCUGAACAGAAAGAUCCGGAUCCUGAGUUUCCAACAGUGAAAUACCCGAAUCCCGAAGAGGGGAAAGGUGUCUUGACUUUGUCUUUUGCUUUGGCUGACAAAACCAAGGCCAGAAUUGUUUUAGCUAAUGACCCGGAUGCUGAUAGACUUGCUGUGGCAGAAAAGCAAGACAGUGGUGAAUGGAGGGUGUUUUCAGGCAAUGAGUUGGGGGCCCUGCUGGGCUGGUGGCUUUUUACAUCUUGGAAAGAGAAGAACCAGGAUCGCAGUGCUCUCAAAGACACGUACAUGUUGUCCAGCACCGUCUCCUCCAAAAUCUUGCGGGCCAUUGCCUUAAAGGAAGGUUUUCAUUUUGAGGAAACAUUAACUGGCUUUAAGUGGAUGGGAAACAGAGCCAAACAGCUAAUAGACCAGGGGAAAACUGUCUUAUUUGCAUUUGAAGAAGCUAUUGGAUACAUGUGCUGCCCUUUUGUUCUGGACAAAGAUGGAGUCAGUGCCGCUGUCAUAAGUGCAGAGUUGGCUAGCUUUCUAGCAACCAAGAAUUUGUCUUUGUCUCAGCAACUAAAGGCCAUUUAUGUGGAGUAUGGCUACCAUAUUACUAAAGCUUCCUAUUUUAUCUGCCAUGAUCAAGACACCAUUAAGAAAUUAUUUGAAAACCUCAGAAACUACGACGGAAAAAAUAAUUAUCCAAAAGCUUGUGGCAAAUUUGAAAUUUCUGCCAUUAGGGACCUUACAACUGGCUAUGAUGAUAGCCAACCUGAUAAAAAAGCUGUUCUUCCCACUAGUAAAAGCAGCCAAAUGAUCACCUUCACCUUUGCUAAUGGAGGCGUGGCCACCAUGCGCACCAGUGGGACAGAGCCCAAAAUCAAGUACUAUGCAGAGCUGUGUGCCCCACCUGGAAACAGUGAUCCUGAGCAGCUGAAGAAGGAACUGAAUGAACUGGUCAGUGCUAUUGAAGAACAUUUUUUCCAGCCACAGAAGUACAAUCUGCAGCCAAAAGCAGACUAAAAUAGUCCAGCCUUGGGUACACUUGCAUUUACCUACAAUUAAGCUGGGUUUAAAUUGUUAAGCAAUAUUUUUAAGGGCCAAAUGAUUCAAAAUAUCACAGGUAUUUAUGUGUUUUACAGAGACCUACAUUCCUCAUUGUUUCAUGUUUGACCCUUAAGGUGAAAAAAGAAAAAUGGCCAAACCUAACAAACUAACAUUCCUACUAAAAAGUUGAGCUUCGACAUACUUUGAAUUUUUAUAAGUGAAGAUUUUUAAACUAACUUAAAAAAAUAGAUUGUAAUUGAUGUGCCUUAAUUUGCAUAAAUCAUAAAGGUAUGUCCUCUCUGUAAUUGUUUUAAUGUGUGCUUGAAAUAUCCAGAAAACCUAUGGAGUUAGUAAAUUCUGGGCUGGCUUAUGUAGGAUAGCCACUUUUUAGGUAUAUGUACAUUUAUAUUUCUAUUAAUUCCUUAUAAAGUAAAAUAAAUGAAUAGAUCAAA
This is a messenger RNA of Nomascus leucogenys (northern white-cheeked gibbon), 2382 nucleotides long. RefSeq names its product phosphoglucomutase 2 (gene PGM2). Gene Ontology annotation, molecular function: magnesium ion binding; phosphopentomutase activity. NCBI's taxonomy places the organism in Eukaryota, Metazoa, Chordata, Mammalia, Primates, Hylobatidae. The record is from RefSeq and is a predicted model, not a curated record. Gene Ontology annotation, biological process: purine ribonucleoside salvage; carbohydrate metabolic process.